UCCCGGCCGAUUCGCAAGUUCUAUUGCACAGCGUUGUGGGAUUAUACAUUCUAGAAAAAUAAAAGAUAGCCCUGGAAGGGGGAGGUAUUCGGUAAACAGCUUACGUGAAUAAUUUACCACAGGCAUUCCGAUUCACGAUAAUACACCGGGUAAGGGUUUAUUUGUUCUGGUCUCCUUUUUUAUCGUUACGUAAUGGGCAACCACGCUUCAAGGAUGCAACCUUUGUUAACGGCCGCUGGCUUCGACUUCGGUAUUCAGUGGGUUCUUUGGGCUUUUGCCUCAGCCUUUCGAACCGAAAAGUUUUACGACCUCGCUGGCUCUGCGACGUACAUUUUUCUGGCCUGGCAAACUCUUCUUUCCUCCGGCAAGUUCAAUUUUCGACAACUUGUGCAAACUGGCUGUGUCACCGCAUGGGGAUUACGACUUGGCUCGUUUCUCUUCGCCAGGGUUCUUCGUGACGGCCGAGACAGUCGCUUCGAUAAAGUCCGGGACAAUCCCAAGGUUUUCUUCAUCUACUGGUCCAUCCAAGGAGUAUGGGUAUUUAUAACCCUGCUACCAACCCUACUUCUCAAUACCAAACGGGAAGAUCCGGAAUUGGGAUGGAAGGAUUACCUAGGCUGGGGACUGUGGAGCGCGGGCUUCCUGUUAGAGGCUCUGGCAGAUCAUCAGAAAAGUGUGUUCAAGGCUAAUCCAUCAAGUAAGGGUAAAUGGAUCUCCACUGGUGUCUGGAGCCUUUGCCGUCACCCUAAUUACCUCGGGGAGAUAGUGUUGUGGACAGGAUUGUUCAUGUCUGCUAGCAGUGUAAUGAAAGGUGUGGAGUAUGGAAGCGUCAUAUCCCCUAUCUUUGUCACUUUCCUACUUACCAAGGUGAGCGGCAUACCAAUCCAAGAUCGCCAGGCACUCAAGCGUUGGGGAGAUGUGGCAGCAUACCAAGAGUAUCGCAGGAAGACAGCCAUGCUAAUUCCAUACAUAUGGUGAAGGAAGAUUAAGUGUUCUAUUCAUUGUCAGAAUUCCAGACAAGUAGAACAAUAGUUAGUGUACAAUGUAGUCCUAAUGACUGCUACAUAAGAAGACACCCAUACAGACCCAUACCUCACACACACAAAAAAGAAAAAAAAUCCUGUAUCUACCCAGUUUCCUACAUAAAUGAUACCAAGUGUUCUGUCCAUUGUAGAAAUUACAAUUAAAACUAUGUAGUUUUCAUGCACAUUGUUAUCAGAUUAGAUAUCCAUCCUUUGCUAAAUUCCCAUUUUGUUGGAUUUCCAUUGAUGAAUAUUAAAGCUUUUUAAGUGCCACAACACUUAUUCCUUGUAAGAUAGGGUUUUGUCAGCAAUCUCAUAUUUAUCUUUGUUUUUGUGAUGAAUGAUCCUAAAUAAAUGCAACUGCAACUACAA
Nematostella vectensis (starlet sea anemone) is the source of this 1394-nucleotide messenger RNA. RefSeq lists its product as uncharacterized. Gene Ontology annotation, biological process: lipid metabolic process. The coding region runs from base 193 to 978 and encodes 261 amino acids. Gene Ontology annotation, molecular function: oxidoreductase activity, acting on the CH-CH group of donors. Lineage: Eukaryota; Metazoa; Cnidaria; Anthozoa; Actiniaria; Edwardsiidae. The record is from RefSeq and is a predicted model, not a curated record. The transcript has a single exon. Gene Ontology annotation, cellular component: membrane.